Messenger RNA from Aspergillus versicolor CBS 583.65, 1548 nucleotides. RefSeq names its product DNA helicase ZGRF1-like domain-containing protein. The coding region runs from base 428 to 1399 and encodes 323 amino acids. The record is from RefSeq and is a predicted model, not a curated record. The transcript is spliced from 2 exons. Gene Ontology annotation, biological process: double-strand break repair. Gene Ontology annotation, cellular component: site of double-strand break; nucleus. Lineage: Eukaryota; Fungi; Ascomycota; Eurotiomycetes; Eurotiales; Aspergillaceae.
ACCGCCCAGUCCGCUGUCCCUCUGUAGAUCAGUCAUUAAUAUCCAUGCAAGCAUCCAGAAACGACCCUCCACAGCCUCGACCAGAGCAGGGGUGUGGGCGGGGGAGCCUCCAGGAUUCUGGGAUCAUCGCCUUCUGGCUCUGAACUGGUAUAGUUCAGGUCGUCCGGGCGUCAGGCAAUAAUUCGUCGGAUUAUUUGCUGGAAAUGCUCGAAGAAAGUGUUCUGGCCGUUCAUUCGCUUUCAGCCUUACGGCCUUGUUGCCUGAGGCGCCACAUGUUCUCCGCAUCUUUCUUUUCUGGUCUUAAAUCUUCAACUCUUCAUUUUCUGUCCUUCACUUCUCCAUCUCGACCCCGACGGGUUUGCCUACCCUCCGACCAGAUGCCAUUCUCUCGUCAAGGCACCAGCUUUGGGCCCCGGUUCGCUCCGUCAUGUCGACACCCCUCUCUUCAGUAGCUCCGCGCUCCUCCAGCUUGGCCGUCCCCUCAACCCAAAACACAGCUCCCGUUGUCAAGUUCCGCUGCCUCUUCACCCAUGACAUUCGACGCAAGGCCAAGCGCUGGCAGGAUGGAUUCCUCCGGUACCACACCUUCAAUAAGCGCGUGAUGGUCUAUGAUAAUACCGGCUAUUUCAUCGGAGAUUUGCAUUGGCGGGCACCUGAAGGAAUCAACGACGGUGAUGAAUUGGAGCUCGAUAAAGGCGUGUUGAUUCAAGUAUGUGAGCCGCUAGAAAGGACGGAGACCGAUCUUUCCUCUCUAUACAAGAACAAAAACCAGGCGUCGCCGUCGCGUCGUGGAGACGCACCACCCUCCUCCGUGCAUUCGGCAGCUCCCCGGUUAUCGGUCUCCUCCCAACAGGCUUCGCGUUCAUUAAAUGACCUCCUCGGAAUCAAGAAAACACCUGUUCCCCAGCUGCCUUCUCCCUACGAACAACGCCACAGACAAAAACCGAUCAGCAUGCACCGGCUCCAUGAACGACCAGCAAAGCGUCAACGUAUCUCACCAGAGCCUAUCACAAGCGGUCAGCAAGACGUUGUCAACCUGUCGGACUCCCCUCCACCGCGACGACAGAACACAAAUACACAAUCACGUCAAAAUCCCCAUUCAAUAUCACAGAAUCGACGCACAGCAGUCUUACCGGCGCCGCAAUUGUCAACUGGCCCUCACAGUACCUCCGAGACACAGGUCCCGCCCUCUUCCGGCCGUCCUACCGCGCAGCCAGUUUCGCAAAACCUUAAAGCUUCCAGCUCUGCUGCCGGACCAUCCGUCAGCACCCUUCGAUUGUCCGGUAGCAAACCACGCAGGAAGUUGAUGUAUCAAGAGGCAUCGCUGGCGCCUGUUAAGAAAACCGGGUCACAAGACCCCUUACCUCGAGCAGAGUCACAGUCAACGCCAAACGAUUAAACAAGCAGCAUCUAGUCAUGUCAUAGUUCUGGACGGCGACAGCCCUGAAUUAGAUAAUGAUCCUAUUGCAGACGACGGCUCCGUUUUAGACGAUGACGACCUAUUUUCAGACCUUCAAACUACCGUACCCCACCAAGGAAAUCCCGCAC